Messenger RNA from Dermacentor andersoni, 2252 nucleotides. NCBI's taxonomy places the organism in Eukaryota, Metazoa, Arthropoda, Arachnida, Ixodida, Ixodidae. The record is from RefSeq and is a predicted model, not a curated record.
AUGGCUGCCAAAGAUGCGAAACUGUGGACCACGCUCGGAACGCGCUAUCAGGGACUGAUUCCUGUGACAGACCUCGUCGAUGAACAGCACCAGUUUCGAGUCACUGUCGUAUCCAAGAGUGGGCCACUGAGCCAAGCCAGAACAAGCCCUUGGACUUACUAUUCGGAGAAUGUCGCUGCGCCGGGUGAACCACUGAACGUCGCCGUGUCCAAAUCGACGCCGGACGGCCACUUCAUCGUCUCUCGGCUCACGUGGUCAACGGGCGACAAGUAUCCUUCGUGCAACUACGCUCUUGACCUCCUGCCGGACAAGUGGAAUGUCCCGCCUUCUCAUUUUAUACUUUCGAAGCCGUACGACGUUUUCCACUACGACAUGCGUGGACUCAGUUUUGACACCAACUACACGGUGGUCCUGCGAAGCACGGACACCACGGAGAAACUGGCCGGUGGCGCCGUCACUGUGUGGUUCAAGACGCCCAGCUGCCUGGACUGCUACCAGUUCAACUUCAGCCUCUGCGCUCCCGGACCCCCCAGCGAACUGAAGGUGCUCGAGGUCCAGCGUCCAUCGUCCACUUGGGUGGCGCCACCCAGUCGUGGCCUCCGGAUCGCCUGGUCACCGCCGGCGUACGCUUCGGAGGAGAACCGCGUACUCGGCUACCAGGUGACCAUCGAGGAGGAGCGCUCGAUCUUCGACAUCCAGGAGAAGCCAACGCGCAGGAUCAGGCGCACCGUGGGCGCCGAGACACAGCAGCUGAGCGUGUCGGAGAUCCUGGAUGGCGCCCUCUACCGUGUGCUGGUGCAGGCAGAGAGCCCUGCAGGUCUGGGGCAGCCGGCAAUCACCAAGUACAGCAGGCAGGCACGGUACAACACCGUGUUGUUGUGGAGCGUCGGGACCUGCGUGGUGUUCGUGGCCGUAGCCACGGCGAUCGCCUCCCGGUACGUCGUCCAUCAGCGGCGACGACCACCAAAGGCAAUCUCCCAAUGGGAGCUGGGUUCGUCGCCAGCAGCCGCCAAGAAGUCUGCCGAUUCAGAGCUCGAGUUCCUGCAGCUUCGCAGGAGCGCUUUCCGCCUGCUGCACAGGUCCUGGGACACGUAUGAGAUUCCUUUCGAGACGCUUGAACUGCACGAGGAGAUCGGCCGCGGCGCCUUCAGCGUGGUGCACAGGGCUCACGUUUGGGUCGGCAAGCUCCGCGAGACGGUCGCCGUCAAGAUGCUCAAGGACCUGCCGACGUCCGAAGAGAGGAGGGACCUUCGGCGAGAGAUUGAGCUCCUCAAGCUUGUGGGUAAGCACGCGAACGUGGUCAGCAUGCGAGCCUACUGCACGAUGGGUCCCAGGCUGGCGCUGGUCGUUGAGUACUGCCCACUGGGUGACCUCAGGACGUACCUCAUAAGGACCAGGGCCCGACUCGGAAAAGGGGAAGGUACAUCUGGUGGCGGACAUUUCGCUCAUGAAAACGGAUUGGAUAGUGCUGAUGUAGGUUUGCUCAGUAUACCUACAACAAGCACCGACUCUGGAAUUCCAGAAGAUCUUGGAGAAGUGCCGUCACUGCUGCAUCUUCUGUCGCUGGCACGGCAAGUCGCCCAAGGAAUGGAGUUCCUGUCCUCGAAGCGCGUGGUGCACCGCGACUUGGCUGCCCGAAACGUGCUGCUCGUCACCGAACAGCAUGCCAAGAUUGCCGACCUGGGCCUCUCUAGGGACAUGUACGAGGAAGGCCUGUACCGCAAGCAAGGCGCCGGUCGCCUGCCGGCCCGCUGGAUGGCGCUGGAGUCGCUCUCCCACAUGACCUUCACCACCAUGAGCGACGUGUGGUCCUUCGGCGUGCUCCUGUGGGAAGUGGCUAGUCUGGGCGCCACGCCUUACCCUGGCGUCGCCAACCACCAGCUGUUGGACCUUCUGUCGACAGGCCACCGCUUAGAGAAGCCGGCCAGUUGUCCACAGGAAACGUACGACCUGAUGACUUCAUGCUGGAACGCCAUCCCCAUCUGCAGGCCAACGUUUUCGGCGAUCGUGAGCAAGCUCGACGAAAUCCUGGAGCAGUCGCAGGGCUACUUCAACUUCAACACGGAGUCGGAGUAGCACGGCUUUCCCGUCACUCAGUGCAGCGGUAGCCAUUUGACGGUUCUCAAGUUCAAGUUGCGCAAAGCACGGUUUCCCUGCACAAGGACUGGAGCAGGACGCACCAGGACAGUUGUGGCAUCACAAGUACUACUCUUACUUUUGUCGGCUGCCACUACCGAUAUGAAACCUGUUAA